CUUAAUGUUCAACUCUCUUAUAUAAAUGGCAAUCGUAUCUCCAUGAACCUCUUCUUUCCAUUCCAGCUGACAUUUAUUUGUACACACAUUCAUUAUAUUCAUAGUCUCAUAUUCUUUCCAUCCACAAAGGGUCAUCGUUUUUUGAGAGGAUAAGGCUGUUUUUUGGCCAGUUCAUUAUAUAAAUACGUACAUAAACACACACAUACAAUUUUGGCUUUUGGGUCAUCUGCAUCAGAAAAUUUUGAUACAUACACAAACAAAGAACAAACGAUUUCAGCCAUUAAAACUUGAUGAAGAUGGAAACCGUGGUAAAGGGAUCUGACCCUUUUGAGGAGAGAACAUGUUCAGCACCGCAACCGCCGCCGCUGCCGGGGCCAGCAACCACUUACUCUAAGAGGCCAGUGGUGGGUGGUUCCUCCUCAUCAUUUAGAGGAUACCGCUGUGUCCCUGCAGCCACGACAGACUUGUGGGAGCGCUUGUUUGACGAAGGUUACAAGGCAGAUGUGUGUGUUCAUACUGAGAACGGCGGCACCAUUUAUGGACACGCCAACGUUCUUGGUAUGGCUUCUCCAGUGUUAAGACAAAUGUUAAAACAAGCAAGAAAGCAUGGUCAUCAACGAUCAAUUUCAAUUGUUGGUGUUCCUUCUGAAGCAGUUCGAGUCUUCAUUCGAUUCUUAUACUCUUCCUGUUAUGCGAAAGAAGAAAUGGAUGAAUUUGGCUUACACUUGCUGGUGCUUUCUCAUGUGUACGCAAUUCCCCAGCUGAAACGAGAGUGUGAAAGGCAGAUAGAGCAUGGUCUGAUCACCACAGAGAAUGUGGUUGACAUAUUUCAACUUGCAUUGCUCUGCGACGCUCCUCGCCUUAGCUUCAUCUGUCACCGUAGGAUCUCGAACAACUUCAAAUCCGUUUCAGCUACAGAUGGGUGGACAGCAAUGAAGCAAAGUCAUCCGGUGCUAGAAAAAAUACUCUUAGAAUUCAUCGCUGAUGAAGAUAAUAGGCGAAAGAAGAGAGUAAGAAACAGAAACGAGAGUCAAGUCUACUUGCAACUAUGUGAGGCUAUGGAGGCUCUUGUACAUAUAUGCAAAGAUGGUUGUAGAACAAUUGGUCCACAUGAUAAGGACUUCAAGGUGAACCAAAAUCCUUGCAAUUUUGCAGCCUGCAAGGGUCUGGAAUCGCUUGUUCGCCAUUUUUCGAGUUGUAAAUUGAGAGUUCCUGGUGGUUGUAUCCAUUGCAAGAGAAUGUGGCAGCUUUUGGAAUUACAUUCUCGUCUUUGUGCUGAUUCUGAUGUUUGUAGAGUCCCUUUGUGCAGGACUUUUAAGGAGAGAAGUAGGAAACAAAGUAAGAAAGAAGAGAUAAAGUGGACAAUAUUAGUGGAGAAACUUUUAAGAACAAAAUGCUUCUCAGGAAGGCCAUUUUUUUCAAGGGCAAUUACUGUCAAUUCUUAAUGACAGCAAACUAUCUAGUUUGUUCUUAUGUAAAAUGUUUCCAUUUUAUAGUGCUGUUGUAUGUAGUUUGUAGUCCAAUCAUAAUUAGAUUAAUAAUAAUAAUAAAAGUACUUCACUAAACAGUGAUGCUUUGUCUUUUA
Molecule: messenger RNA, 1585 nt
Organism: Humulus lupulus (European hop)
Lineage: Eukaryota; Viridiplantae; Streptophyta; Magnoliopsida; Rosales; Cannabaceae
Product: BTB/POZ and TAZ domain-containing protein 4
Exons: 6
Coding region: 291-1445 (384 amino acids)
Molecular function (GO): protein binding
Source: RefSeq, a predicted model, not a curated record